AUGUUAGACAAGAAAUUGAAAAGCGACUCAACUCAUCUUGCCAUUAAAUUAACCUGUUACAUUCUUUUGGAAUGUGUUCGUGGUAGUUCAUACAUCUGUCUCGAUUGGCGUGAAGUAUGUGAUGGUCGCGUCGAUUGUCUUAAUGGUGGUGUUGAUGAGUUGCAAUGUUUUGAUUUAGAAAUAAAUGAAUGCGAUGAAAACGAAUAUCGAUGUCACAAUGGAUUGUGUAUUCCAGAGUAUUUUUGGACAUAUGAAUCUGCUAUCGCAGUAUGCGCCGAUCUAUCGGAUACGUCGAUAGUGCCUCGAUGUCCACUCUCAUAUAUAGGAUUUGAUAUAUUCGAAUGUGAGGAGUAUUCAUGUCAACCAGGUCAAAAAAUGUUCUCAUGUGGAGAUGGGCAAUGUGCAGAAGAUUUUGGUGAAUGUUACAGCGGGCGACAUAUCUUGCUGACUGAUUCGAUGAGUGCUCAAGGGAAUUUAUCGUUUGAUUGCUGGAGGAGCAUGGUUUGUCUUAGCAAAGUCAAUGAUCAGAUCAAUGGAACAUCAUGUGAACAAUUGUUCAAUUCGUCUCAGAUUAUCACUCAUCUAGAAAGUUGUGAAACUCUCGUUCAGUUUCCAACUAUUCCUGUGCUUUACGGUCAUGUAUAUUUUUUAUACCGCCCGAGGAAUAUUUUCAAUGUAAGCAUUACAUUGGCCCGUACACCAGAUUAUGUUUGUUAUGAUGAACGAUUGUGCGAUUUCCUCACGCCGUCAUUUCGCAAUGGAACCUAUACUUGCCGACAUGGUCAUGAAAUGGGUUUCGAAUUUAAUGUGGAAUAUCAAGAUUGGAAAUCGAUUAUUGAUUCUGUCAAGCCUUAUUUUCGUGGUUGUAUGGCUAUAUCUCGUAACAGAAAUUAUUCUCAACAUUUAUCAUUAUAUUCAUGCAAGAAUUCAUCUAAGCUUAUUUCAAAACAUCGAAUUGUUGAUGGUAUUUCGGAUUGUUACUUGAACGAUGACGAACAAGAAUUCGAACUCAGUUGUUCACUAAAUGAUACGUUUCGUUUUAAAUGCUCUGACGAGAACCAAUGUCUAUCGCCAUUGUUUCCACGUACGAGAUGUACACCAUCAAAAACGCAUCACAAUCUAAAUGAAAUAUUAUUUCAUACAAUAUGUGAUCGGACUGUUGAUGUAUCACUUAUGACCAUCGACGGACAAAAUCAUACUGAUGAGACUGAUUGUGAAAACUGGCAAUGCAACAAUAUCUAUACACGAUGCGAUGGCGUUUGGAAUUGUCUUGAUGGAGAAGAUGAAGUGAACUGUACACGACCGAUCUGUCCUCCACACUCUUUUGCUUGCAUUUCUCCACUCAAUUAUACAUUGAUUUGUUUGCCAGCAAGUCAAAUUUAUAAUGAAAUCAUUGACUGUCUUGGAGCCUCAGAUGAAUCUCAGUACUGUCGAACUGUAGACUUCAAUAUUGGAAUUUCUUACGGUUUUUAUUGCUUAAAUAGAUGUCUAAGUCAUUCUGCUUUGUGCAACUCAUAUCAGGAUUGUCCACUGAAUGAUGACGAGAAAUUUUGUGAAAAUCAUCAAGGAUUGUGUGAAAACACUGCAGCCUGUAAUCGUACUCUCAUUCAGGAUGUACUUUGUCAGAUUGGUCUUCUAGAUAGGGUGCCAUUUACAUUGGAAACGAUACCAACCUAUCCGCAAGUUGAAAAAAGGAUAAUACAUCACUUCAGGGAUUAUAGAGUAGAAUCACGUACUAUUGCGAACGACAUCAAAUCGCAACUUGAUGUUUCUCGAAGGUCACAACGUUGCAAUCAUGGCGUUGAUCUUUAUAUAUGGCUCGGAGGCACUGAUUACGGCAAGAUAUGUUUUUGUCCAGCGAAUUAUUACGGUGAUAUGUGUCAAUAUCAAAAUCAACGUGUCAGUCUUACAUUGACACUCAUAGCAACCAAUCCAGAUGAUAAUUUACGUGCAUCGAUCAAAUUGUAG
This is a messenger RNA of Adineta steineri, 1968 nucleotides long. Lineage: Eukaryota; Metazoa; Rotifera; Eurotatoria; Adinetida; Adinetidae. The record is from the annotation of a GenBank genome assembly.